This is a messenger RNA of Medicago truncatula (barrel medic), 1963 nucleotides long. Its product is annotated as digalactosyldiacylglycerol synthase 2, chloroplastic. Gene Ontology annotation, molecular function: digalactosyldiacylglycerol synthase activity. Lineage: Eukaryota; Viridiplantae; Streptophyta; Magnoliopsida; Fabales; Fabaceae. Gene Ontology annotation, biological process: galactolipid biosynthetic process. The coding region runs from base 299 to 1693 and encodes 464 amino acids. Gene Ontology annotation, cellular component: chloroplast outer membrane. The record is from RefSeq and is a predicted model, not a curated record. The transcript has 6 exons.
UUUCUGGCACAACUAGAAUUAGAAGUUAGAAAGUCAUAAACCACCACACCCACCCAUAUCCUCACCACAGACCUGCCUCCGCCACCCAAUCGCCGCCGCCGCUUCUCCGUCACCCAAUCGCCGCCGCUGCUUCUCUGCCACCCAAUCGUCGCCGCUGCUUCUCUCCUUCUUUCCACCGCCACCAAAAAGUUAAAGUGAUCAGUUAGUUAGUCUUCUCAAGCUGUUUUUGCUGGUGAUUUACUUGUUCUUUGGGAGUUCUGAAGUGCCAUUAGAUUUAUAUUUUAAAUCCACUAAAUAGAUGGAUCAGAAACGGCAUACUGCGAUUUUUACUACUGCUAGCCUUCCUUGGUUGACCGGAACAGCAGUGAAUCCUCUCUUUCGUGCGGCGUAUCUUUACAAAGCUGGGAUAAGGAAUGUCACCUUGGUGAUCCCUUGGUUAUCAUUGAAAGAUCAAAAAGUAGUAUAUCCGAACAAUAUUACAUUUGAUUCUCCUGCAGAGCAGGAGAAAUAUAUUCGCCAAUGGCUUGAGGAUAGAGUUGGAUUUGCAUCUGGUUUCAGCAUAAAGUUUUAUCCGGGAAAGUUUUCUAGAGAUAAAAGGAGCAUUCUUGCUGUUGGCGAUAUUUCAGAAAUUAUCCCCGACAAAGAUGCAGAUAUUGCUGUUCUAGAAGAGCCUGAGCACCUGACGUGGUUUCAUCAUGGGAAAAGAUGGAAAACUAAAUUCAAGCUAGUUAUAGGAAUUAUUCACACCAAUUAUUUAGCAUAUGUGAAGAGAGAGAAGAAUGGAACCCUGCAAGCAUUUUUACUGAAAUAUUUAAACAACUGGGUUGUUGGUAUAUAUUGUCACAAGGUAAUCAGACUCUCUGCUGCCACUCAGGAUUACCCUGGGUCCAUCGUCUGUAACGUUCAUGGAGUUAAUCCAAAGUUCCUUGAGAUUGGCAAGAAAAAAAGGGAGCAACAACAAAAUGGAGAGAUUGCCUUUACCAAAGGUGCCUAUUUUAUUGGGAAAAUGAUAUGGAGCAAAGGCUACAAGGAGCUGCUCCAACUUCUUAAUGAUCAUCAAAAGGAAUUAUCUGCUCUUGAACUUGAUUUAUUUGGAAGUGGAGAGGAUUCUGAUGAAGUUCAAGAAGCUGCUAAAAAGCUGGAAAUGACAGUUAGAGUUCAUCCAGCCUGUGAUCAUGCUGAUGGUCUAUUUCAUGAUUUCAAAUUGUUUAUUAAUCCGAGCACAACAGAUGUGGUUUGCACGACAACAGCAGAAGCUUUAGCAAUGGGAAAAAUUGUUGUGUGCGCGGACCAUUGCUCAAAUGAGUUUUUCAAGCAGUUCCCGAAUUGUUGGACGUAUAAUAAUCACAAGGAAUUUGUUGAACUAACACUUAAGGCAUUGACCGAAGAACCCGGCCAACCUACCGACGCUCAGAGACAUGACCUUUCAUGGGAGGCUGCCACAGAACGGUUUCUUAAGGCCGUUGACCUCGACAAGCCAUCUGAGAGAAAAUUAUUAUCUAGAACUACUUCAAACUAUCUGUCUACUUCGUUAUAUUUGCAACAGACAGUAGAGGAUGCAUCAGCAUUUGUACAUCAUGUAGCUUCUGGGUUUGAAAUAUCGCGAAGAAUAUUUGGUGCCAUUCCACAUAGCUUGCAACCCGAUGAACAGCUGCGCAAGGAACUUGGGUUUGCUAAUACUUCCGGGACAUAAGUCAGGAUAGGAAUUAAAAAGUUUACAACUAUGAGAGAGUUAGGAAGAGCGAGUAGUUAACAUGCAGCCAAAAAAUGAUAUUUUAAGAAUUUGUGGUUUAAAUGUGGAAUAAAUGCUACUCGUGGACCACCAGAUCCAUACGUCUUUCAUUUGAGCUCCUUGGCCUACAUUUUGAUGGUAGUGGUGGUAAUUGAUUGUUGUGAUUGUGAUAGAAUGACACCUUAACGUAUCUUACGGUAUAAUCAAAUCCAUGUAGUUUUUGGUAAAAAA